Molecule: messenger RNA, 1502 nt
Organism: Amborella trichopoda
Lineage: Eukaryota; Viridiplantae; Streptophyta; Magnoliopsida; Amborellales; Amborellaceae
Source: RefSeq, a predicted model, not a curated record
GAGAGAGAGGAGAGACAGGGGUUUAUGGUGAGAACCUAGAGAGAGAGAUGAGGGAGGGGUUUAUGGUGAGAACCUAGAGAGAGAGAGAGAGAGAGACGGGGUUUUAUCCAAAGGGAAUGACGUUCAUGGUGAGAGCUUCACGCAAUGGUGCACGCACAGGAGUCUUUACCGUGGGAAGCUCUCCUCUCCCUAUUGAGACUCCCUCUCUCCUCUUAUCAACCAGAAAAGGGCUUCCCUUCUUCACUCCUCCUGAUCUCCUCCUCUCUCUCAACAACCAUAACAACUCACACCUCUUGCAAAUUAGCCCCCUUCAUUUCGCAGGUUGCCCUUCGGAAAAAACAAUAUCUGAUAUUGGAGGGGUGCAUGAAUUGUUGGGUUUGCAAGAUUGUAGCUUUAUAGGAGUUGCAAGGGAUUCAAUUGUUUGCCUUCCUCAUAGUGAGGGCACAAAUAAAUUUGGAGCUUCAUUUGAGACACCUUCUGGUCGCCUAUUGGUAAAACCCAGAGACUACAUGGAGAUCAUUUCUUCCUUGAAGCCAAACCUAUGGACUAGUUUGGCAGAUGAAGUGCCUUCUUGGGUUACUGAGAAGAGGAAUAGAAGCUCUGUUGAUCGAACCAUACGUUGGCUCGAUGAUUGCAUCGCAUUAGAUCCGGCAGGCGGGAGCUCUAUUCUAGGAGCUAUUGUUGGCGGAUCUAGUAUAGAUGAACGGAGACGCUCAGCUCAUGAAGCUGCUGCUAGAAAUGUUGCAGGUUAUUGGAUUGGAGGUUUUGGACUCGGAGAAAGCUUGGAUGAAAGGCCUUCUCUUCUUAAUGCAGUUACGGAUAAUCUACCAGUUGAGAAGCCACGCCAGAUUUGUGGGCUUGGAUUACCCGAAGAAGUUUUACAGGGAGUGGCUGCCGGUGUCGAUCUUUUUGACUCAACUUAUAUUUAUCAUCUGACGAUGGGGGGCUUUGCUCUCACCUUCGCUCUUGAUACUGAAGAAAACUAUGCCCACAGUUCUGUUUUAGGCUACGCUGGGGAUGACCAUACAAAGAUAAAUCUAAGGGCAACCAUUUAUAGGAAAGAUUUAUCUCCGAUAAUCGACAACUGUGACUGCUAUACUUGCCAGAAUCACACAAGAGCUUACAUCAAUCACUUGCUCAAUGUUCAUGAGAUGCUUGCCCAAAUCCUUUUAGAAAUUCAUAACACACAUCACUACUUGGGAUUUUUCCGGAUGAUAAGGGAAGCAAUCAAGAGAGACGAGUUCGAGAGCUUCCAAAAGAGCUUUCUCGAGGGGCGGCGGAGUUACCUUGUUGCACAUGCAGGCUGUUGAUUUUAUUUCUCGCAAUUUUGUACCAAAAAUAUUUUAGUUUUCCUUUACACACAUUCGCGACAGAGAAGUUGCUAAAAUCAUGGAAACAACAUGGAGAAAUUUUUUGUAAUUUGACAUUGUUUCACGAACAGAUUCAAGAUCGUUACUCGGUUUCAUUGAGACCAACAUUCUGAGAACACCCUUUAGCAGAAA